CGGCUAGAACAUCUUCACCAAUUCAAACAUUUGAUCAGUUCCGAACAACUGAAACUGCCAAAAAUGGCACCAACCCUCCUAACAAAAACAACCCGCUUCAUCAACGACUCCGGUCCGUCCCCUCCACUCCCACUCCAACUCCCACUCUUGCCCAGCCCCCUUUCCCUCCCCCUAUCAUCACGUGCCACUAACCCCCUCCCCUCCCUCCCUCCAGCCGGCCUCGAAAAGACCCUCCGCUUCCUCCAAGCCCUCGCCCAGAUAAUCGCCUCAUACACCCUCUCGCCCAGCUCCGCCAAGCCCUGGCAAACAGCUUGGAGACAACUUGCGCUCGGAAGGAGAUACCUCCGGAUCGUGAAGUUCGUGGAUGCGUUCCAGUUGAGUCUUGCUGUUUUUGAGAGUGGGAAUGGGAAUGAUAAUGGGAAGCGGGGUUUUGUUGUCCUGAGGACGACGCUGGAGGCGGGGAAGUGGAGUUGUUUGGGGAUGUUUUUGGGGUUGGAGAGUUUGACUAUUCUUGAUACGAUGGGUGUUUAUAGAACGGCAUGGGCAGCGCCGCUUUUUGUUGAGGCGAUGAAGUUCUGGUUUUAUUCUAUAAGUCUAAGUAUUGUGCUUUCGUUGGUGGAGCUUUGGGGGUUGUAUAGUUCGCCCACUUCUUCGAUGAUAGCUUUGGUUCCAGAAGGGAAGGAGAAGAUCGAUCGCGUGAAGGAAAAGGAGAUGGAAAAGAGGGAGUGGAAGCAAAAGCGAGGGAAGAUCGUGAAGAAUAUUGUCACCGAUUCUUGUGAUCUGGUCAUUCCUGGGUCUGUGACGGGGUGGUUGCUUGUUUCGAGUAGGAAUGUGGGGUUUUGUAGUGUGGUUAGUACGGUGCUGGCUGGGAGGGAUGUUUGGGCGAGGAUUCAAGGAUAGCACGCCUGAUUACAUCUACAGUGUACUCCCCCUGAUCAUACGUUAGCUUGCCAAAAAAAAAAUAUGGAAGCAUGCUGCUUCAACUUGAAGAGAGUGCACC
Molecule: messenger RNA, 1000 nt
Organism: Mollisia scopiformis
Lineage: Eukaryota; Fungi; Ascomycota; Leotiomycetes; Helotiales; Mollisiaceae
Exons: 3
Coding region: 64-900 (278 amino acids)
Biological process (GO): regulation of peroxisome size; peroxisome fission
Cellular component (GO): peroxisomal membrane
Source: RefSeq, a predicted model, not a curated record